UAGAACGUGCCGUCGCUGUCCGAACGUGUGAGGCGCCCCAUCAGCCAGGCACGUAUAGGCACAUUUGGUAAGAGAUUCACGUUCCUGGCUGCUGGAAGUCACGAGAAUGCAUUGCCGGCCGGCUCGACCCACACUGUCUUCGUAAUAGAACGAUAGGAACAAAUUCGCGUGUAAGUUGCUCUUCCCUACGCAGUGCGAUCCCGUGAAGAGUUGAAUACUUGGUUGCAACGAACGAGUAGAACUUCAGCGUGCAGCAGUUGCUCUGGCGUUGCACCUAGUGCAGUUGUGUGAAGGCUUCUGGCGCUGACCGGCCGAGUGGAACUUCAGCGUCCAGCAGCUGCUCUGGUGCUGUAGCCAGUGCAGUCCAGUGUGGCAUUUGCGUUCACAGACGCGUGUCAGGCGCUGACCCGUAGGUGAUUUUUGAGUCGACUCAAAAAUCACCUGUAGCCAGUGCAGUCCAGUGUAGCAUUUGCGUUCACAAACGCGUGUCAGGCGCUGACCCGCUACGCCUGCUCUGACUCCCGCAAGAAGCCACAAACGCGUUUUGCGCUUCGUAGGCUUCGCGAAACCGAAUUUCUUCGCGCCACGCCGCCAACUCGAGCUGGAAGCGCGACCUUUCGAAGAAAAACAAGCUAUACACGUCAGAGAAUCUCCUCGGACGCGUCGGCUCGCAUCGCUUGAUAUGGGAGGAGCCAUGGACGCGUCGGUCGGGUUCUGGGACCUCACGGUCGCUAACUUCCCGCCGCUGCUCCGCCCGCUAAGAGCAUCCUCGCUAAGAACACUCAACGGAAGCAGCGGCUUGGGGAAUAAUACUCUUCUGUUAAUGGGUCCUCUCCAGCACCGCUAUCAUUCGGAAGUUAAUCUCCACUCGGGGGUUCAUCCCUUUUUCGAUGGCUCCUUCUGGCGCCAUUUCCUCUCCGGAUUUGUUAGCCUUUUCGAUGGCUUCGUCUGGCGACGUCUGCUCGACGCACUGCGCUACCCCGGCCUGUCGCGCGACGUGUGUGCGACCGUGCUGACGACGGGGCUCGUCGUCGCAUGGCUGCGACUCUUCGACUUCCUCGCCCGACGAAACUUGGUCGAGCGGAAAUUGAGUCGCAAGAUCCUCCACGUCACCAUCGGCCUCUUUUUCGUCUUCGUCUGCUGGCCGCUCUUCAGCGCGUAUCCCCAGGCCCGUUUCCUAGCUGCCGCCGCCCCCGUGGCGACAGCGGCGCAACUCGCGCUGCUGGGGCUGGGGUUAGCGCGCAGCGACGGGAUUGUCAAGUCCAUGAGCCGGGGCGGCAGCGCGAGGGAGUUAUUGAGCGGCCCGUUGUGUUACGCGGUUACCAUCCUGUUCAUGACAGUGGCCUUCUGGCGAACGUCGCCCGUGGGGGUCGUGGCGCUCGUCAUCAUGUGCGCGGGGGAUGGGGUGGCCGACAUAGUGGGCCGGCGGUGCGGUUCCUGGAAGCUUCCAUGGAACGGGCAGAAGAGCUGGGCUGGCAGCGCUGCCAUGCUGCUGUGUGGAUACGUGCUCUCUGUGAUCUAUUUGUGGUUCUUCUGCUUCCUAGGCUUCCUCUCCAGUCCCCUCCCCACCCACUCCCUCCUCCGGCUUUUCGUUAUAAACCUCGGAGCUACAGUAGUCGAGUCUCUGCCUAUUAGCCUAUACGUCGACGACAACAUUACUGUUCCUGCCACUGCUGUGCUCUUUAGCAAGCUGCUACUAACGAGUUCGUAGCCAGUGUGCUCACUUGCAGUUGCAGCAGGGCAAGUCAGGCGCAUAAUUUAUUUGUCAGCGUUUUUUCUAGCCACUUUUAGCAUAGCAUAGCAGCUUGGUGGCACUGCUCCUAGAAAGCAAUUUUGUGGUGCCUGGGCUUUCAUACAACAUGUACAGUGAAAUAAAAGCAUGUGGAGGAGUGGUCCAGAAAGACACAGACGAGACAUGUUCAGCAGGAGGCAAGACACAGCGUCAGCUAAGGGUAGCCGGUACUGUUCACCAGCGUCACCUAGGAAUACGCCCUAAGCUGCUAGAGCGGCGGGAUUGGCUCGGCAGGGCAAAUCAGGCACCCUUUUCUGACUUUUGGUGGUUGAUUUCUUUGGCUGGCUAUACUAUGAUGUACUGGGU
Closterium sp. NIES-67 is the source of this 2098-nucleotide messenger RNA. Lineage: Eukaryota; Viridiplantae; Streptophyta; Zygnematophyceae; Desmidiales; Closteriaceae. The record is from the annotation of a GenBank genome assembly.